AAGCAGCACUCAGGACUCUCUCAGGACUUCUGUUGGUGUUGAUAUUAGGAGGACACAGUACCAUGCAACACAUCUCUGACUUCAAACUGCAUCUGAGCAUGCCCCGCUCCCCUCAGACAGCUGACUCAUACCAGCACGGCUGCAUCAGGAUGACCCUGGAGAGCGCUGAUCUCUGGAAGUCCUUCCACAGCAGCGGGACAGAGAUGAUAAUAACAAAGCAUGGAAGGAGAAUGUUUCCACACUGCAGCAUCAGACUCUCAGGGCUCCAACCUUUUGCUAAUUACGUCGUCAUGAUAGAUAUGGUUCCUGCAGACAGCUUCAAAUACAGGUGGAAAAAGGAGCAUUGGGAGGUGGCGGGGAAGUCAGAGCCCCAGCCCCCGUGUCGGACAUACAUGCACCCAGACUCCCCUGCCCCAGGAAGUCACUGGAUGAAGCAGCCAUUGUCUUUUCUCAGGAUGAAGCUCACCAACAACACCUUGGACCAGCACGGCCACAUCAUUGUGCACUCCAUGCAUCGCUACUACCCCAGGUUUCACAUCACCCAGGCAGACAGUCCUUACACCGUCCGCUGGGGCCCCUUCCAGACCUUCUCCUUCCCAGAGACCACCUUCACUACAGUGACCGCUUACCAAAACCCAAAGAUCACCAAAUUGAAGAUCGACCACAACCCAUUCGCUAAGGGAUUUAGGGAAGGAGGCACUCAUUCCCACGGCAAAAGGUGUCAUUCCAACAGAAGCUCUCCUGUGAAAAGAGCCCGACGGGAGAGGGAAGAUCUUUGCACCAGUCCUCCAGGCCUGCAGAGGAUGCCCUCCACCUCUCAGUCAGUGAAGGCGGGGAAGGAUGAGCAGCCCUUGAAGGAGCAUGACCUUUCAGCCUGUUCAUCGGAGCAGGAGAGUGUCCACACCGAGCCCCUGGAGCCGCAGGAGUACGACUACAGCUGUGAAGAACAGAUGGUGCCUGCGUCCGUGCCAUACCAGCCCUACAGAUCUCUGGAGUACGCCAGAUAUCCGCUGCAUUCCAAUGACGUAGAUGCAGCACACUCUCUCCUCCACCCUCCACAUCAUCCACUCUCCACAGCUGAACACACCUCCCAACAACAUGGCUACUACCAUCAUCCUCACCACCACAGCCAGGCUGGGGAUUGGAGCCAGUAUCCGCUCUUCUCCUACUCUUGUUAG
Messenger RNA from Trematomus bernacchii (emerald rockcod), 1178 nucleotides. Its product is annotated as T-box-containing protein TBX6L-like. NCBI's taxonomy places the organism in Eukaryota, Metazoa, Chordata, Actinopteri, Perciformes, Nototheniidae. Bases 63 to 1178 code for a protein of 371 amino acids. Gene Ontology annotation, molecular function: RNA polymerase II cis-regulatory region sequence-specific DNA binding; DNA-binding transcription factor activity, RNA polymerase II-specific. Gene Ontology annotation, cellular component: nucleus. The transcript is spliced from 9 exons. The record is from RefSeq and is a predicted model, not a curated record. Gene Ontology annotation, biological process: pattern specification process; positive regulation of DNA-templated transcription; heart morphogenesis.